UGAUCUAGAAAAUUGUUGAAAAAUCCAAUUAAUUUCAUAAUAGAUCGUGCAUAACAAGCGAUUCAAAUUCUGCUAGUCCUGCAUUUACUGGGAGCAUCGAUUUUUUCUCAAAUGUUAAAGUCUGUUAUCUCCAUCGUCCUUAAUAUAGAUGUUUAUGGUUUUAGCUGUUUUAUACGCACAUGGUUUUACCUCCCUUGAGAUUUGUAGCCGGUGAAGUUGCUCCUUUUUCUUCCUGGAAAAACGGUACAGAUCGCAAUUUUGUACAUUUUCAUUUUGAACUAGUAUAGUUGGUGCCCGCAUUAUAUUGCCUUUCAUUCUUCUUUCCAACAUUCUAUACCCGUGCGGUUUACUUAUAGUAUAUAUAACCCAUAUAAAAGCGAAUAGCAAUCACAACUGUGCCGCCCCGGGGACAAUCUGGCUUUACUACUAUGUCCGAAGAAAUUAUUUUUCAGAUCACUGAAAAUGCCCCCUUUGUAGUCAAUUUUUAGUAGUUUAAAGAUAUCACUCGUAAACGAAAGUAAAUAACAAUGUCGAUAGGUAUCCAUUUGCAUAAUUAUAUGUGGAUGUCAUUUCCAUCCAAUAUAUUCCGUUACUAGUUGUUAAUGUGGUCAACAAUUUUGAAAUUAAUUUCUGGAGUCGUCAAGGGAAGAAUGUUCGACCAGUUUUGACCCCCUUAAACUUUAGGGUGCAGUAAAUUCAAAGAAUACACCUUUCCGGUAUUGUGAAAAUUCCAGUGUUCUAUAGGAUGGCUUUUGCAUAUAUGGGGAGCCUCCUUUAAACUCCACGUUCCAGUGUGUGUUCGAGAGUGCGUGUGACAAACAGGCAGUUGUAUAUAAAAAAAGUAAAUUUAAAUGGUGCGUUUUGGCCGGAAAGUGACAACUUCUGUGUUGACCACCAUCCUACACACAUAUCAAAUCCACAUAGUAAAUAUCCCCUACACGCGCAUUCCUUUGACUUUUACGGACUUGAACGAUCUUCGAUAUUUGUUUAUAAUUUUUGUUUGCAACCUAACGCAGUUUACAACUUUCCUUGUCCAUUUUCCAAUUUUUUCAAAUAAAAUGAGAUUACUAUGCAUUACAAGUAGGUUUCACUAGGGUAACAACUGCCUGUUCUCGCAAAGGAAAGCCGAUCUCCUGCGCCUUACUAUUUUUCACGAAAAUAGAACAUUAGACACAAAUCUGCUGACUCCUUUAAAUUGUGGUAAAAUGUCUAACGGGGAUUCAAACCCAUCAUCAUCGACAAUUCCGAAGGAGGAUGCAGAAGGUCUACCGACGGACUUCUCAAAAUGUGCAGUACUGAUGUUGGCGGACCCGCAUGAUCCAGAAAUUCAUAGCAAUUUGGAAUUAGCUGCGAUGAAUGCAGCUAAAGAAUAUUUGGGGGAAGAAAAUGAGAGUAAAUGGAAGGGGACUGACCGAAUUGAGUUAAUUUCGUUGGGACCAAAUGGAACGGUUGUCCCAGCCGCGGAAAUAUUUGCUAUAGAUUGGAACCUGCCCACGCAAGUGACUCGAAAACUCCUACAUGCCAUGUUCGACCGAGAGACUCUUGCCACUCAUACUCUAUCUGGGAAAGCAUCGCCUGCAUUCCAACACCGCCCCAAUGAGAAGGCAGCGCUGGACCAGCCCAAAGUUGCAGACGUUAUCCAUGCAGUUCACAAAUUUAUGGGUUGUUCUGAGCGCGAUGUACGAGGAGCCAUAACAACUAAAUGUGCGGAUGAGAGUAAAAUGAGGCGGAAACGCUUGAAACGGUUGAGAGAAGCGGAAGAGGAAGAAGAGCGCCAAGAACGUGAAAAACAAAUGGCGACCUGAUUCGCUGCUCUCUUGUUUGCUGAGAUUCAAUCUCCUUACAAUAGUUGGUACGUAGAAAAUACAUAUUAUAAAUAUUUUUAUUUUAGUAUUAAGAGGCUAUGAAUAAUUUUACUUUUAAUGUUAGUAAGGAACUAAAAGCGUAUAUUUGUCUUCUGAAGUAAGAGCAAUAUUUAAUUGAAAAUGCAGGGUCAAACAUAUAAUUACACUCGAUUAGAUUUAGAUAGUUUGUGACUGAAGAACAUCUCGAGCUGGUUCGAUUCUAGAAACAAAUUAAAAGCGAAUAAUGCAUUUUCUAGUAAACUUAUUUCUUUUUCUAAUCAAUGUUAUCAUUUAUCACGUUUAUUUAAAACUCGAAAUGGUUUGUCUGCACUCUUAUGCAUGAUGCGAUCUUUUGCCCAUCCUUAAGUGUAUAAGAAAAUGGAAACGUACCAAGAUAACAUUUUACUUUUCCUUAACAUUGACAGUACAACACGCCAAAGGGGUUUCGAAUUUUAAUAAAUUUAGACAAUCAAUUUCGAUACAUUUCGAGAUCAUGAAGAUCAUUUCACAGGAAACCGAAAAGGAAAAAAAAUUAAAUGGUUGCAUAGAGAGUUCUGUCUAGUCCUAAAUUAUAUUAUAGUUCCGUGAAUUUUUCCCAUCAUAUUCGAUAUUUCAAGUUGGUUCCUUUUUCCACUGCUACCAUCGAUUAUGCAAAAGCGGUCUCAGCGCAUAAUGAUAUAGAUUCCUAUAAAUUCUAAACUAUCAAGUAUGGAUUAAACACAGCCAAAAUAAAUGUAACCUAGGUAGCGAGGACCAGAAUGUUAUUAAGCUCCAUUCAUUGUAAAUUAAAUUAUUUUAUUUUAAAUAGUAUUGGUUUAACACAUUCUGAAAAAAGGGAAGAUCAUACUUAGGAACGCCACCCCAGAAGCUCAUAUGUAGCAUCCUUCCCAAGGAGUACAGGACGGUUGCUUUUCCCAUUCUAGCCUAUGUAUUUUCCAGCAUUGCAUGUUAUCAAUGGGAAGUGCUUCCACCGUUCACAUAAAAGUUGGUUUGUUUGGUCCACGUUUCCUGAUAAUACCGUCGGAAGUCGGUAAUAAGGAAGGAAAGACGUAGGUUGUUUGGUCAAAACGUGAAAUUCUACUGUACUGGAUUGAAUGGCGAAACUUUAUAUUUGAAAUUAGAUUUAAAAUUAAUGUUAAAUUCUAUUUCGAGUGCAGUUUCUUUCUGUCAUUAAUUUUUGUUUUUAUUUAUUUAUUUUUUAAUUUUGGCUGGGCAAAAGCUUUCUUCAUUUUUACUACAUAAUCUAAAUAUAUGUGCAUACCUCUCAAACCUAAUUGCUUCUAUAAAGUGAUUUGCUUUAAUAUAUACAUAUAAAUUCAAUUUAACAAUUUUGUUUUCAAAUACAUUCUCUUAAAUUUUAAUAAAGACUUAGUCCCUGAAAAGCCUUA
Messenger RNA from Hermetia illucens (black soldier fly), 3232 nucleotides. Its product is annotated as protein insensitive-like. The transcript is spliced from 2 exons. NCBI's taxonomy places the organism in Eukaryota, Metazoa, Arthropoda, Insecta, Diptera, Stratiomyidae. The record is from RefSeq and is a predicted model, not a curated record. Gene Ontology annotation, molecular function: transcription corepressor activity; DNA binding. Bases 1206 to 1805 code for a protein of 199 amino acids. Gene Ontology annotation, biological process: negative regulation of Notch signaling pathway; positive regulation of neuron differentiation. Gene Ontology annotation, cellular component: nucleus.